GCAGAUUAGCCCGUCCAGUGUCAUUCCCGUCUGCGACCACACUCCUCUUCUACCGAAGUAGCCUUCACACUUGAUUGUUCAAGAUGAGCAUUCUUAAAAUUCCAAAGUAUGAACAGAGGCUGAAGGAUGGAGGUGCCCAGAGUAACUCUAUCGGAGCGGUGCGUUGGACUCUGCCACAUGAGGACGUCAAAGCCCACAGCUCUGUUCCCAGCAAGCAGUUAAAUCACACUGGGCUCUCGACACAAUCAUCACAGCAUAAACACAGGCAGCAGGACCUGAGGGACCUCCGCAGCCUGCAGGAGUGUGUUCGCUUCCUCAACCACUGGAAAGAACAAGUGGCCAAGGUUUGCAAGAAGGGAGCCAAAGAAGGCACCUCGGCAGAGCCCAGGAUGGACCCCCGCACUGAGCGCAGCCUGGAGGAGAGUCGCAAGCUCAUCCUAGAGUGGGCCAGAGAGCUCAACAGCAUGGACAUGCUCUCCAAAGACAGCCCCUGGAUGCGGGAGCAGAAGAAGGUUCUGGAAGAGGUUCUGGAGGAGGAGGAGGAGGAGGAGGAGGGGGAGGAGAAGACCAAACAAAAUGAGCUCCUUGAAAAGAAGGUCAUGGAGUGGGCCCAGGACUUGAAGACCAUGUCGGAAAAAUGUGGCAUGUUGGGAGAGGAGCUGGGUCAGACUCUGAGACUCUUGGGUCUGAGGAAGAAGAGGCUUGUUAGUCUGAUGCCCCUGCUAGAGUUCAUCACCUGGUCUCUCCUCAAGGAGGACUGCAAGGGUAUGCCCCAGCUUUGGCUGUCAGCUAAGCAGCGCCAGUGGGAAGCAGGCACUCUGAGAUACAUCCCAACUUCAGUGUGGAGCUGGAUCCGCAGUGCUGCAUCCAAUGUCACUUUGGAUCCCAUGACCAAUCACUCCUGGCUGUUGGUGUCCGAUGACCAGAAGAAAGUAAUGGAGUCGCACACGGAGUACGACCUGCCCUACAGCCCGCAGCGCUACGACAGUUGGCCGUGCGUGCUGGGCUGGGAGGGCUACCUGAGCGGCCGCCACUACUGGGAGGUGGACCUGGCCAACGACGGCUACUGGAGGGUGGGGGUGACCACGGGCUCCUCCAAGAGGCACGGCCGCUUCCCCAUGUGCCCCAGCAAAGGCUACUGGACCUUGUGGCGGAGCACCCGGCAGUUCUACGCCUGCACCAAGCCCGAGACGGCGCUGCCGCUGGCGCUGGUGCCACGCCGCCUGGGCAUCUAUCUGGAUUACGAGGAGGGCCAGAUCUCGUUCUACGACGCCGAGAACUGCUCGCACAUCUACACCUUCAAAGGCCACUUCCGCGAGAAGCUCUACCCGCUGUUCGCGCCCCUGGAUGGACGGACCCUCAUCACGAUCAAAGAUCCCAGCCCAGUGACCAGCUUGUAAAGUUGAAAACCUGCACGCCACCACUAACACUGCCUCGAGUGCAUAAGGGCUUGGUUGCCUGCCAACCCAUCUAUACUGUUGUACAUAAGCUCAUAAGAUACUGAAAAUAAUGAAUACAUUCAAAGCAUUCAAAAAUUCAAAGCAUUCAAAAAUUCAAAGCAUUCAAAAAUUGACCACUAUAUACUGUUUAGUCUAAUAAAUUCAAACCAUUUAUAUUUCACACAAGACAGAUUAACUAAAAUGCACAAUAACCAAAUGCCCAUAUUAUCUAUAUAUUUAUCGAUAUGUAAUGUUUGUCUUUAUUCUUAUUUCUAUAUAUAUAUGUAUAUAUAAUAUGUGUGUGUGUGUGUGUGUGUGUGUGUGUGUGUGUGUGUGUACAACAGUUAGGUCUGGUCGAUCCAUUUAUUCAUUUCUGAUUGGACAAGAGACAGAAAAGCGGUAUGACAUUCAUAUUUCGAGGGGUUGAUAAAGGACAUCCCCUCAGCUGUGGUUACCUGCAGCCUACGGCCUUGUGUGUGUGUGUGUGUGUGUGUGUGUGUGUGUACUUGUACUUUGCACUUUUAACCUGUGUUGAGUUAAUGACUUGUGUAGGUAUUACAUACUUCAUCAUCAAUGCAGGGUCUUUUUAAGAAUAUACCAAAAUAAUCGAAUUUUAAUACAAUACAAAUACAAAAUUCCUGAUGGCAUUGUUGUAUGUCAAGUGAAGAUUCUUCUUGUCUGGAUGUUAUUCUCUUAUUAAUCUGAUUCUGAAUCUGCUUUUCAUUAAGGAUAGUAAAGAACUGCUGUUUACUUGAUGCUGUUUACUUUAUGACUAUAUACUUUAUGAUACAGAUGGAAAAGGAAUCAUGACAUUGAUGUAAAUGCAUCCAUGGCAAAUUAAGAGGAAAACAUGUAUUUCAAAUAAAGACUAUUUUAUAAAUUA
This is a messenger RNA of Clupea harengus (Atlantic herring), 2322 nucleotides long. RefSeq lists its product as uncharacterized. NCBI's taxonomy places the organism in Eukaryota, Metazoa, Chordata, Actinopteri, Clupeiformes, Clupeidae. The record is from RefSeq and is a predicted model, not a curated record. Gene Ontology annotation, molecular function: protein binding.